Messenger RNA from Amphimedon queenslandica, 1256 nucleotides. RefSeq names its product lysosome-associated membrane glycoprotein 1-like. Gene Ontology annotation, biological process: establishment of protein localization to organelle. NCBI's taxonomy places the organism in Eukaryota, Metazoa, Porifera, Demospongiae, Haplosclerida, Niphatidae. Gene Ontology annotation, cellular component: lysosomal membrane; late endosome membrane; plasma membrane. The record is from RefSeq and is a predicted model, not a curated record. The transcript is spliced from 6 exons. Bases 103 to 831 code for a protein of 242 amino acids.
UGAGCAAUAUCUUGUUGGGUGAUUCUAGGCUAGCCGUCUUCUUUGUGUGUUAGGUUUGAGUCUGGUGCCUCCUUUUUCUCUAUUUCAAUCCUAACAGACGACAUGCAGAGACUAACACUGGUAUUCGUGACGCUACUGUCCCUUGUAGCUCUGGGUCAUUCGUUAUGUGAGUUUCGCCAGGAACUUGUUAAUUUAACUGACUAUUGUGCUGUUGUGAACGUUACUAUAUCUCUUGAUUACACUUAUACUGACAUUGAGGGAUCAGAAAAAAAAGGCACUCGCAAUAUUGAAUGUCAAAAUGGUGUUUUGAAGACUGAAGCAGAUGAUUGUAACAGUCCUAUUGUAAUGAGUUUUGAAGUAGAAGAAGACGUGAUGAUCACUUUCCAGUUUAUAAAGAGCAAUAAUGAGUGGGAUUUCAGUAAUGUUUCAAUAAUGAUUAUUAAUCCUGAGGAGUUUUUCAACGGCACUUUAUACGGUCCUGAUUAUAUUGCUGCAUAUGCUGAAAAAAGUAUUAUCACCAAAGUGGGACUGAAGAAAUCAUACAUGUGUUCUGCCUCGCAAUCUUUUGAUCUAAAAUCCAAUUCCUCUAACAUAUCGUCCAUGACACUGAAGCUUUCUGAUUUGCGUGCCCAGGCUUUUGAGUUUGAUAAAAAUGGCAAUGAUCUUGAAUUUGGAAGUGCAACUCGUUGUAAUGCGGACAUUAAGGGUUCCAAGAUAGUUCCUAUAGCAGUAGGGGCAGCACUAGCAGGUCUUGUCAUUAUUGUCCUUAUUGCUUACAUCAUCGGGCGAAUAAGAAGCCGCAAGCAAAGCUCUUACGAGGCUCUAUCUUAGUCCCUCAGCGAAGAGAAGUGUACAACUCUGCUUUAGCUCUUUUUCCCUCUCUCUAUCUAUAUAUUAAUUAUUAUUAUUAUUAUUAUUAAUUAGCUGUAAUGCGUUGAUGACUGUACAUGUUUUUGUUGUCCAUAUUAUUAUUGUUGUUGUUGUGGUGGUGGUUUGAGCUAACACUAUUAUGUAGAAUCUACGGAAUUGCUGCUUUUGUGUUUUUCUUUCUUUUUUUCCAUAUUUUUAUCCUCUCUCGUUCUUACCUCUGUGGGGAGAAGUCAUGCUGUGAAAUCUCUCCUCUCUCUCUUUUAUUUCUCUUUUUCUCUUUGCUGUUGAUGCACACUGUUAUAAGUGAAAGCUCCUCUUGCUUUUAUUAAUAUUAUUAUUAUUAAUUAUAUUAUUAUAAACUUUGUGCAAUAAAACAUUGAUUAUAA